UCUGAGAGUGAACUUUCAUCAACUUCUUUCGUCAGUUCGACAGAUAAAACAGCCGUACAACAAGUUAAGAUACGAUAUUAUAAAACUACUUUGUCUCAAAUUUUAAUUGGUCCAAUAAUAUUUUUGUUACUUUUAUACAUUUUACAACAAGCUGACAAUAGUCAGCGAUUAAAGUCAAAUCUACAUCCAACGGCUUAUCCCCUUCUUGGAGUUCAACCUUGUCAGGGACGAACACCAUCUGACUCAUGUAUCAAUUUAAUGUUUACACCAAAUGACCAGGCAUCAGCAUCGAUAAUGAAAGUUUUUGCAGAUAAUAAUUUUAAACGGACUGGACAAAAAUUAAACUUUGAGGAUUCAAUCGCUACCCUUGACUUUAUACCAACGUCCACCCUUGGAAUUGUUCCCGUUUCUGACGCUAACUUCAUCUACAAUUACACUUUAAAUAAUCCAAAUAUUACAUUGUUUGGUAUUGAGUUUAGUACUGAUCAAGGCCCUCCUGUGAAUUAUAGAUAUCAGAUUUGGUUUAACAGUACGCUUAUGGCAAAUCAGACCGAUAUGUUUGGUGAACAAGUACUUGCUUUACAACGCGGAAUUGAUGAAGCUAUUGUUACUUUUGCGUCUAACGAUCUCCAAAACCCUGCGACAUUUGACAUUAAACUUAAGGAUUGGCCUAAAGUUCCUCCUUCUCAACUUAGUGAUCAAAUUGUAACAUCAUUUGGUGCUAUAUUUUUCUUUUGUGCUGAAAUGAUCAUUUUCAUUUCUGUUCUAAAUACAAUUGUAACUGAAAAAGAACAAAAGUUAGUAGAUAGUUUAGUGAUGAUGGGUUUGAAGAAAGAGGUUUAUUGGUUAAGUUAUUUAAUUUCUAAUGCUUGGUUGGUGGUUAUUUGUUCGCUGAUAACCUGCUCGUUUGGAUAUGCAUUCCAAUUUUUUGUAUUUAAAAAUGCAAACUUUGGUGUUCUAUUUAUUACAUUUGCUUUGUUUGGCCUUGCUAUGGUCUCUUUUGCAUUCUUCAUCACUACAUUCUGUCGUCGUGCGCGUGUCGCUGUGCUUGUUGGUAUAUUCAUAUUUAUUAUUGGGCUUAUUUUCCAGUCUUUCGUAUUCUCUAAUGCAGUUUUGGGAUACAUUUGGUGGAGUUCAUCUGUUGAUAAAGCAGGCUGGAUUGUUCUGAUGUUUUUACCAUUUUUCAAUUUUGGCAAGCUUUAUUUAGACUUAUCUAUGUUGACUGCUGGAAAGCUUGAUCAAUUAACUCAAACAGCUAUCCCCGGUCCAGGGUUCGCUUGGAAUGAUCUUUAUAAUCCGAUUCCAGAUACUUAUCUUCCAACUUAUGGUGGUACUGCUGUUAAACCUGCCGUACCUCCUCCGAUUCAAAGUUGGUAUUUCUUGUUGAUGAAUAUCGGUUUUUAUUAUAUUCUUACAUGGUAUCUGGAUAAAAUCAUUCCUGAUGAAUUUGGAAAUUACGAGAAUCCAUUUUUCUUUUUAACACCUGGUUAUUAUGGAAUUAAAUUCCAAAGAAAGUUUGAUUUGCAAGCAUGGUUAAAUCGUGCUCAGAAAGCUAAAAUGAGUAAUCAUACUGAAGAAGAUGAAGAUGUUGCUCGUGAACGUGUUCUAGCAUUUGAUCCAACUUACGAAUGUAUCGUCAGGAUUUGCAAUCUCAGCAAAGUUUAUCGAAAAUCUUUUAUUAAAAGUAUAUCGGAUAAAGUGGCGGUUAAUGAUUUGUGCUUGACUUUGAAAGAAGGAAAAUGUCUCGCUUUACUAGGACAGAAUGGUGCUGGUAAAAGUACAUCAAUGAACAUCCUAUCUGGACUAACCCCAGCAACAAAUGGUGAUGCAUUGUUAUACGGAUAUAGUGUUCGAAAUGACAUGAAUCAAAUUCGUAAGAUCAUGGGCGUAUGCCCUCAACAUGAUAUUCUCUUUAAUGAUUUAACGGCGAAAGAGCAUAUUGAACUCUAUGCAGGUAUUAAAAAUAUACCAUCUGCUGAAAUUGCGAAACUGGUAGAAGAACGGCUGGCUGCUGUACGUCUCACUAAGGUUGCUAACAAGCCGGCCGGUUCUUACAGUGGUGGUAUGAAGCGUCGUCUUAGUAUGUUAAUUUCUACAAUCGGUGAUCCUAAAAUCAUUUUCAUGGAUGAACCUACGACCGGAAUGGACCCAGUUAACAGACGUCAUGUAUGGAGUUUUAUCGAAAAUUUCAAACAGGGAAGAAUUAUUAUUUUAACAACGCAUUCUAUGGAGGAAGCCGAUGUAUUAGGUGAUCGAAUUUGUGUCAUGGCUCAUGGCCACUUGCGUGCUCUUGGAAAUUCUAUGCGUAUUAAAAAUAAAUUUGGUGCUGGUUAUCGCGUAUCUCUUGUCACUCACCCUAAUGAUUCACAACGUCUUAAGGAAUUAGUUGAAGCUCAAGUACCUGCUGCUAAGUUGGAAGAUGAUUCAGCUGGCUCUCUUAUCUACGAACUUCCUUUAUCUGUUUUACCAGCUUUACCAUCAUUUAUUCAGUGGUUGGAAGAAAAUGAAGAGAUGAGCAAUAGCGAGCCAGGAAAAAAACUUGUUAAAGCUUGGGGCGUCAGCCAAAAGAGUUUGGAAGAAGCCUUUUUAAAAUUAAUUCGUGAUGCUAAUCCCGAAGGCUACAACAGCGGUUUAAGACAACGUAAUGUUACAAAUAAAAGUACUGAUUUAUCUUCUUAA
Messenger RNA from Dentiscutata erythropus, 2679 nucleotides. The record is from the annotation of a GenBank genome assembly. NCBI's taxonomy places the organism in Eukaryota, Fungi, Glomeromycota, Glomeromycetes, Diversisporales, Gigasporaceae.